Molecule: messenger RNA, 1944 nt
Organism: Fonsecaea erecta
Lineage: Eukaryota; Fungi; Ascomycota; Eurotiomycetes; Chaetothyriales; Herpotrichiellaceae
Exons: 1
Coding region: 1-1944 (647 amino acids)
Biological process (GO): mitotic intra-S DNA damage checkpoint signaling; double-strand break repair; replication fork processing
Cellular component (GO): Holliday junction resolvase complex; nucleus
Molecular function (GO): nuclease activity; DNA binding
Source: RefSeq, a predicted model, not a curated record
AUGACCGAGGUGAUUGUGAUUCUGUCCUCUUCGCCACCCAGAAGUCCUCGAGCCACGAAGACAGCCCCGGGAUCGUUAGGCACAAAGACAUGGCGCGAUGACGUUGAUUUUGAUAUCGACAAUUUUAUUGCAACUGGUUCCAUUGAUUUCGAGAUCAAUAGGCCUUUUAAGAGGAAACGCACCACCCCGGUGGUGGGCUCGCUUUCAAACCCCAAAAGUGGCAAUGUUACGCUCGAAAACCUUUCCAGUGACGGGUCUCAGGAAGACCUCAACCUCAAUGCUUCUGCGACUGCCUUCUCGCGCUCCUCAGGACCGAAGAAGUCCAGGCCUCUCGAUGACAUUACUUUCUCGUCGUCCGCCCCAGAACCAUUGACCACAGACAAGACGGGGAAUGUGGUUGUUCCCGGGAGGCGCCCAUCGGAUGGAUCUAAAGACGGUCUUCUCGGCGAUGGCCUGUUGAGUCUAUCACAACCAGUGCAGACCGAUGAAGAUCAGAGAAUAAUGUCACUUCUGGCUGCCUUCGACGCGGAUUUCGAUGAAGGAAGGAGGUUUACAUCGAAGCCCUCUAAAGUCAAAUCAACACUGAAUUUGCCAACGGGAAGGGUGGCACCCAACAUUUUCGAUGAAAUUGAAUUUUCUUCCAGUCCUGUGAUCACCAAAAGCACCAAACCCUAUAAACCGCAAAAGUUCGACAAAGCCACCAACGUUCGUGAGAAGGCAGAAGAAAAGAAACUGGCGAAAGCACAGCGAGAGGUCCUCAAGGAAGCCGAGAAGGAGAGGAAGAAGUUGGAGAAGGAACAGAAGGCGAAGGAGAAACAGAAGGCGGCGGACCUUGUAGAGGUAAACAAAUCACGCACGAAUAAGAAAGACGCAACCCCCGAAAUGAUCUUGGAUAUGUCGAGCUUUUUCAAGGAUACAAGUGUCGGCAACCAAGUCGAAGAGCGCAUGAAGAACGUCCAGGUCGAGGUCAACUAUGUGGAUGAGCAGGUCAACUUGGUCAACGGAGAUGGCGAACAAGUGCGACGUGGAAGUGUUAUCACUUGGCGCCGCAAGGUGAAGUCGAUGUACAACGACGAGGAUGACCUGUGGGAGCCCACCUCCAGAUGCCGUGUCAUGAAGGAAAAUCACGUCUUGAUUCAUUUAACUGCUGCAGACUUUGUUGCUAUUGCAGCCACGUCGCGGGCAGGGUCUGUGGCAGGCGUGGUACGGGAGGAACAUGAGCUUAAGGCAAACCUGGAUGCACAUGUUUCGUGGAUACGCCGGCGUUUCGGCGACUGCGUUCCAAUCUAUCUCAUUGAAGGACUUCGCACUUGGCUCCGGAAAAAUGAGAACGCGAAGAAUCGAGCAUACACUGCCGCUGUUCGAGCUCAGAUGUCGCAGACUGAGGGUGAUCCGGCCUCAUCCCAGGCUAGAAGCCGAAAGCGGAAGAAGCCUGCGCCUGAGUCGCUGGACCUUUCGGUUCUCAUGUCGGACACCGUCGAUGACCUGCUCCUCCAUCUUCAACUGGCUCAUCAACCAAUACUGAUCCAGCAUACGUCGACGCCGGCGGACUCGGCGUCUCAAAUAUGUGCCCUCACACAGCAUCUCUCCACCCGACCAUACCGCCGCGCCCAGCUUGACUAUAACCUCAAGUCUGCAUCGUUCUGCAUGGACCGUGGACAAGUUCGGACCGGUGACGAUCCCAAAGACACAUUUGUCAAAAUGCUUCAAGAGGUCCAGCGGGUGACUCCCAGCAUGGCCUACGGGAUUGUCGAAGAAUACUCGAGCAUUCGAAAGUUGGUUAAAGGGUUCGACAAACACGGCAACCUGAUGCUCGAAGACGUUCGCAAGACUGUGAACAAAGACGGCGGGUGGAGCGACAAGAGAUUGGGCCCGCAGAUUAGCAAGCGGCUGUACAAAGUGUUCAUGGGCCGAGACCCUGCAUCGACGGAUGGGAUGUCAUGA